UUGACGAUAAUUUUGCAGCCUUGAUAGGCGGAACUAAAAAAACGAGAAAUUAGUCCUUACCACCUGAGCUAUUUGGUACACAAAUAAAGUUUGUUUAUUGUAUAUGAAGGAGAAUACUCUUUACGCGCAAGCCAAUCAGCGGCCUACCCGUAGAAGACAAUUUUAUCAAAAACGAAAUAAAGGCCAGCAUAUAUAAAAGUAAAAAAUAUGCUAGAUCGAGUCGGUUACAGACUGAGAAAUUUGUCAAAAAUCUUUUCUCUGUGUUUAUAUGAAAAUGAAGAUUUGUGUAUUUACGCUGCUCUUCAUGUUGGUGAUGUUUCUUGAUUCUGUUCAAUCAAUGAAUCCAUCAUCAUCCAAUGAAGAAUCAUUUACGCCACCCAGUCGAGAAUCGCAUUAUUUUCCAAAGGCUUGCACAGCGGGACCAAAGGAUGUAAUCUACCGUAAUGAACAUUUUUGUGGACAAGUUCAGCAAAGUCUAAUAAUUUACAAAGUAGACUGUAAAACUGGCGAAUUCGAAACAAUACAGCAUCAUAUAACAAAGAAGCACCAUUAUAUGGCAAUAAAGAUUGACAAUGGUGAUUUACUGAUACGCCUUAAAUUUUCUGUGGGAAAGUAUAUCGGUACGAGGUGUAUCGAGUUACAUAAAAAUGACCGGAAAAAAAUGAUUGACUGGUAAGAGAAUUUGUUCCGGUGAUAGCGCAAUACUGCUAUCCUGAUGACGACCAAG
Molecule: messenger RNA, 727 nt
Organism: Belonocnema kinseyi
Lineage: Eukaryota; Metazoa; Arthropoda; Insecta; Hymenoptera; Cynipidae
Exons: 4
Coding region: 269-676 (135 amino acids)
Source: RefSeq, a predicted model, not a curated record